Lolium rigidum is the source of this 2332-nucleotide messenger RNA. RefSeq names its product pentatricopeptide repeat-containing protein At3g47530-like. The coding region runs from base 1 to 1785 and encodes 594 amino acids. The record is from RefSeq and is a predicted model, not a curated record. Gene Ontology annotation, molecular function: protein binding; zinc ion binding; RNA binding. The transcript has a single exon. Lineage: Eukaryota; Viridiplantae; Streptophyta; Magnoliopsida; Poales; Poaceae. Gene Ontology annotation, biological process: RNA modification.
AUGGCACUGGCGCAGCAGCUCUCGCGCGCUCUCCACCCGCGCUCCGUCCCCUCCCCGUCCGCCGCAGCCACCGCACUCCUCACCGCGGCGUCGCCUCCCCCGGCGCGCCAUUUCCUCCAGCUCCACGCGCACCUGCUCCGCACCGGGGUUCUCCUCCUCGACCACACCGCAGCCUCCGCCUUCCUUUCCCUCGCAGCAGCCUCCCUCCCCUCCCUUCGCGCGCUCGCCGUCCUCCACCACCAUCUCACCCCGGCGUCCGUCCCUUCCACCUUCUGCUGCAACUCCAUCCUCCGCUCCCUCCCAGAAUCCGCCGCCCUCAGCUUCCUCCGCCGCAUGCGCGCCCUCGGCCGCCGCGGGAACGCCUUCUCCCUAGCUAUCCUCCUCAAACCCUCCUGCACCCUACCUCACGCGCGCCAGCUGCACGCCAACGCGGUGGCCGAGGGGCACCUCGGGGACGCCCUUCUGGCCACCUCCCUCAUGCGGUCCUACGCUACCUGCGGUGCCGGGGAGAGCGCGCGUAAGGUGUUUGAUGAAAUGCUGAUAAAGGACACGGUCGCAUGGAACGUUCUCAUUACCUGCUACGCGAGGAACAAGAGGACAAAAGAUACACUAAAGCUAUUUGACGAGAUGAGGAGAAGCGAGAGUGAGGCGGAGCCAGAUGAGGUCACCUGCAUCCUGCUCCUCCAGGCAUGCACGAGCCUGGGCGCACUCGAUUUCGGGGAGCAGGUCUGGGAGUACGCGACGGAGCGUGGUUACGGGGGCGAGCUGAAGGUGCGCAACUCGCUGAUCACCAUGUACACGAGGUGCGGGUGCGUGGAGAAGGCGUACGAGGUCUUCCGCGGAACUCCUCGGAAAACUGUGGUCACAUGGAGCGCUAUGAUCUCAGGACUGGCAGCAAAUGGCUUCGGGAGAGAGGCUAUAUCCGCGUUUGAGGAGAUGAGUAAAUCAGGUGUCGCUCCGGACGCGCAGACUUUUACUGGCGUGCUCUCUGCGUGUAGCCAUAGUGGGUUGGUUGAUGAGGGUUUCAGAUUUUUUGACAUGAUGCGCUAUGAGUAUCAGAUAAUGCCAAAUGUUCGCCACUAUGGGUGUAUCGUUGACCUAAUGGGCCGUGCUGGCUUGCUUGAUGAGGCAUACACGCUUGUGGUGGAAGAGAUGAGGGUUGCGCCAGAUGCAACGAUUUGGCGAACUCUUCUUGGUGCAUGCCGAAUUCAUGGUCAUGUUGAUCUUGGAGAGAAAGUCAUCAGUCAUCUUAUUGAACUGAAAGCACAGCAAGCUGGGGAUCAUGUUCUACUGCUGAAUACCUAUGCAACCGUUGGGGAUUGGACAAAGGUAGCAGAUGUCAGGAAGUUGAUGAAGGAGAAUGGGAUCCAAACUACUCCUGGCUGCACAACAGUAGAGCUUAAUGGCGAGCUCCAUGAGUUUGUUGCAGAUGAUGAUUCACAUCCAAGAAAAGCAGAGAUUUACAGCAAGCUCGAUGAGAUAAACACACAUUUAAGAAUAGCUGGUUAUGUUCCAAAUGUGUCAUCUGAGCUGCAUGAUUUGGAUUCAGAGGGGAAGGGAUGUGCCCUCACCUAUCACAGUGAAAAGCUGGCAAUUGCUUUUGCUCUUCUUGUGAUGCCACACCGUAGACCAAUAAGACUGGCAAAGAACCUUCGUGUUUGUGUAGACUGCCACAAUUUCACCAAGGUAGUUUCUAGUGUUUAUAAUCGACUAGUGAUUGUAAGAGACAGAACUCGAUUCCAUCAUUUCCAGGGAGGGAAGUGUUCAUGCAAUGAUUAUUGGUAGACUAUUAUUGCUUCUCUGUUGCAUUUGGAUGUCAGCAACCUCUAAAACUGAAACUGACAAUCUUGAUACCGAAUACACUUGAUGACAUACAGUGUGAUGCCAAAAAGUUUUCAGAUGUGAUUUGACAAUUCACAGGCAUUCUGCUAUCAAGGGCAUACAGACCUGAUUCCAGUGGGGAAAAAAUGACUAUGUGAGAUAAGUUCAUCUAUGUUGAAUGCAGCCACAUCUGGUCAUCUGUAUGCAGGGUCUUCAGUAAUCAUAUCCUCCAUGCCAGCAGUUCAAGGACCAUUGAUAUUAUAUGUAUCUGAACGGUAUAUUGGUGAAAUGCAAGGUGCACAAUUACAGCCAUCUAAAAAUUUUGGGGCAUGGUUUACUGAUCCCUCAUAAUUUCAACAACACGAGAACCACAAGUAUGCUCCUGCAUUUUCCUCGAGGGCAAACUGGAACCUGAAUAUUUUGCUUUCAUUGGGAAAUCAUCCAAGAGCUAGCACCACCGAUGGUUGGCUAGCCAGCCUGGGUUCAAAACCCAUAAUUGUGUUUCUAUUAC